Molecule: messenger RNA, 1041 nt
Organism: Jaculus jaculus (lesser Egyptian jerboa)
Lineage: Eukaryota; Metazoa; Chordata; Mammalia; Rodentia; Dipodidae
Gene: Gipc3
Product: GIPC PDZ domain containing family member 3
Exons: 6
Coding region: 1-903 (300 amino acids)
Molecular function (GO): protein binding
Source: RefSeq, a predicted model, not a curated record
AUGGCGAGCGCCGAGCCCCGCGCGCCCCCCGCCGAGCCCCGCGCGCCCCCCGCCGAGCCCCGCGCGCGCCCGCGCCUCGUGUUCCGCACGCAGCUGGCGCACGGCAGCCCGACCGGCCGGAUCGAAGGCUUCACCAACGUCCGCGAGCUCUACGCCAAGAUCGCCGAGGCCUUCGGCAUUGCGCCCACCGAGAUCUUAUUCUGCACCCUCAACAGUCACAAGGUAGAUAUGCAGAAAUUAUUGGGGGGACAGAUAGGGCUGGAAGACUUCAUCUUUGCCCAUGUGCGCGGUGAGACCAAGGAGGUUGAAGUCACCAAAACUGAGGAUGCGCUGGGACUGACCAUCACAGACAACGGUGCUGGCUAUGCCUUCAUCAAGAGGAUCAAGGAAGGCAGUGUCAUCAAUAGGACUGAGGCCGUGUGCGUGGGUGACAGCAUCGAGGCCAUCAAUGACCACUCUAUCGUGGGGUGCCGUCACUACGAGGUGGCCAAAAUGCUCCGGGAGCUGCCCAAGUCUCAGCCCUUCACCCUGCGCCUGGUGCAGCCCAAGAGAGCCUUCGAUAUGAUUGGCCAGAGAAGCCGGAGCAAGUGUGCAACAGAAGCGAAGGUGACCAGUGGCAGGGAGACCCUGCGGCUUCGUUCUGGGGGCACCGCCACAGUGGAGGAAGCCCCCAGUGACUUUGAGGAGGAGGCAUCUCGGAAGGUCGAUGAUCUGUUGGAAAGUUACAUGGGCAUUCGGGACCCCGAGCUGGCGUCCACCAUGGUGGAGACAUCCAAGAAGACAGCGAGCGUGCAGGCGUUUGCUCACUGUUUAGACUCCGUCUUGGGCGAGUUCGCCUUCCCAGACGAAUUUGUGGUGGAGGUGUGGGCAGCCAUCGUGGAGGCCCGCGAGGCAUGUGGCUAGUGUGUCCUGGGGCUGAGCCCAGCCCCAGCCCAGAGCCCAGCCCCCUACCCCAGCCCUGUUCUAAGACCUGGUGUCGAACUGAGGCCUGGCCCCACUCUAGUCCCCAUCUGAGCUCUAGAGCCCAACCCCAUGUGGACA